AUGUCCUCCCCCCGUUCCGCCGUGCAUAUCCCCCAAACCCCAGCUGUCCUCGACAGCGUCCGUCUCCGCGACAUCGAGCUCCCGCUCCCCGCUGCUCCAGACCCAUGGCACCGCCCCGAUAAGCCACAGCCCUGCACCGCAAGCCUGAAGCUAUCCUACUCAUCCGCCAUCGCCGCUGCAGAACAAGACGAUGUCUCCCUCUCCCUUGACUACGGCAAGCUCUUCCGCCGUCUGGAGACUGACAUCCGCGAGAUGGCCCACCACACUACCUCCCCGGAGCACCCGCACCACCACAUGGUCAGCGUCGAAGGCACGCAGCGCGAGGAAAUGAAAAUCAGCGCCGUCGGCCAAGACCCACGCGUCACGGCCGGUAUCGUAGCGAACUGCGGCCUGGGUCUACUAGACGAGACAGCUGCCGGCGUGCGCCGUAUGGCGCAUGUCCACCAGAGCCCGCGGAAUAGCUUCUCGGGUGCCUCGGUGCCUCCCGUCCCUGCGCCUAACCGCUCGUCCCCAAUUGCGGCGGAGUAUGGCCGCUGUGAGGUGUGGCUGCAUCUGCCCAAGGCGCUUCUGCGUGCGGAGGAGGGACUCAAGUACCGGAGUGUUACGGUGUGGGGGUAUAAGGAUGGUGCGGAUGCGGACGAGCCCUUGGAGUCGGAGUCGCGGUGUCCCGUUGUGUUGGAGGAGGAGUUCCGGAUUGAGGGUAUUCGCUGCUACUGCAUUCUCGGUGUGAACUCGCAUGAGCGGGUUGAGAAGCAGGCUGUGAUUAUUUCGCUGGGCUUUGAGGGUCCUGGGCAGUUGGCUUGGGGUUCGACUGUGGUUGAUACGUAUGUGGCUCUGACGCGGGCUGUUGCGGAGAAAGUCGACGAGACUACCUUCCAAACUGUCGAAGCACUGGCCACCUUCAUUGCGCGUAUCGUGACGGUGGACUUUGGCAAUGAACGUGUCACCGUUCGUGUCGAGAAGCCUAGCGCAUUGGCAUUUGUCCAGCGCUCCGGUGUCGAGAUCACUCGAUCCCAAGCCUUCUUCAAGAACCACGAUGUGGCGCGCAGGUGA
Molecule: messenger RNA, 1053 nt
Organism: Penicillium subrubescens
Lineage: Eukaryota; Fungi; Ascomycota; Eurotiomycetes; Eurotiales; Aspergillaceae
Product: dihydroneopterin aldolase family protein
Exons: 2
Coding region: 1-1053 (350 amino acids)
Biological process (GO): folic acid-containing compound metabolic process
Cellular component (GO): cytoplasm
Molecular function (GO): dihydroneopterin aldolase activity
Source: RefSeq, a predicted model, not a curated record